AUGGAGACAUGGUCCCGGCGCAGCGCUGCCUUCGACUGCGUGCCCCAGCCGGCAGCCUGCUGCCCUGACUGGAUGGCAGAGCUCCCCGACACCCUGCCCCUCUCCCACCUCUCCAUCCCUGGCACCCACGACUCCCUCAGCCUUUUUGGUGGCCGGCGCCUGCGGUGCCAGAGCUGGGGCCUGGAGGCCCAGCUGGCGGCCGGCAUCCGCUUCCUGGAUGUGCGCUGCAAGCUGUCGCGGGGUGAGCUCCGCAUCUACCACCUCUGCACCUUCCAGAGGGCCAGCCUGCGCGGCGUCCUGCGCCGCACCCUGCACUUCCUCCGCGCCCACCCCAGCGAGGCCGUGCUUAUGCGCAUCAAGGAGGAGCUGCCCAUCUUCUCCCGGCCUGGCUUCGCUGCCCAGCUGCACCGCUGCCUGCUGGAAGAGGGACAGGGCUGCGUGUGGUGCCGGGAGGAGGUGCCAACGCUGGGCCAGGUGCGCGGGAAGAUCGUGGUGCUGGAAGCGCUGGCGCGGGAGGUGUUGGGCAUCCCCUACGAGCAGCUGAGCAUCAGCGACGCCUGGAACGUGCUCUCACUGGAGCGCAAGUGGGCCCGGGUGUGGCGGCACUUGGAGAAGGCGGCUGGCGGAGACCCCACCACCAUGUACCUCACCUUCUGCUCAGGCAAUGGGCUCUUCACCUGCCCAGAGGAGGUGGCCCGCUUUGUGAACCCCCGCUGCUGCCAGCACCUGCAGCGCCGGGGCGGGCAGCCCAUGCGCUGGGGGGUGGUCAUCAUGGACUUCCCUGGCUCAGGCCUUCUCCGGCUCAUCGUGGAGAGCAACGGCCCAGCGGCCCCCGUCACCCCCGGGGCACCGUCCGGGCACCGCCGCGGCAGGCGGGACAGACGCCGCGGCCAACGCAGCUCGGCGCACUGGCCCUCGAGGAGGACACUGCUGCCGGCCCCGCGCCCUGCCGGAGGGCCUCAGUGCCCGGAAGGCAAAAGCAGGUUCCCAGGUCCUGCAGAGCAGCACCAAGCCUUCGUGUGA
Messenger RNA from Lonchura striata (white-rumped munia), 1023 nucleotides. The record is from RefSeq and is a predicted model, not a curated record. Lineage: Eukaryota; Metazoa; Chordata; Aves; Passeriformes; Estrildidae.